GUCUUUGUUUCUAUCCGCGAGCAUCCCCAACCGUCACUCCACCGUCUCAUCCUAUUGGACACUUGCACUGCACCUGUUCGACUCACCCGCCAAUCACACGCUUCGGGCUGUGUACUCCAAGAUGGCGGCUUCCAGUGCUCCGUGUCAGACAUCAUCGCAUAUGAAAGCUAAAUAUUACUAUCUGCCGCUCGUGUAAACGCAUGAAGAGACGAGACCAGAAGAAGCCGAGUGGGGCUGAGUUGUCGCCAGUAAAACGCGGAAACUGGUUCCAUAUGGUUUGUUCGCGCGAGGAGCCGGUCUCGGUGUCGGUCUGAAGGGGGUUGUGUUAUCCGAGUAUGGCCACCGAGAACAGGAUCAAUUUUUGGAGGAGAAACGCAAAGGUUCCCGGAAGUGUACAACCAGUUUAUGGAGCACAGCAUCCACCUCUCGACCCACGAUUGCGACGCACGUAUCCCAAAGACACAAAGCCUAAGUUCAACAAUCUCAAAUCCAAAAAGGCCUCUAGCUUCCACGAGUUUGCCCGCAGCACCAAUGAUGCUUGGGACAUCGACGAAGAGGAGGACGAGGAUUUCCUUGGGACCCCCGCCCAAACUUCAUCAGGCCUCCACUCAGUGUCCACACAGAACCAGCAGCAGCAGAAACAGGCUGUUGACACAGAAACUGGGGUGUCACACAGACUGGCACCUCCCAGGCCAGAAGCUGAAAACCUCCAGGAUGGGCAGGAAGAAGACGCAGAGUGCGAGCAUGUCAAUGGCAAGGUGGUCAAGUCUAGUAGUGACGCCUAUCUCAACACGUCCUCAGUUCGCUCCACGCUGCAGAAGCAGCAGUCUCUGCCAGUUCGUCCCAUCAUCCCACUGGUGGCACGCAUGUCAGACCAGAACGCGUCAGGGGCACCACCCAUGACGGUGCGGGAGAAGAGCCGACUGGAUAAAUUCAAGCAGCUGCUGGCUAGUCCCAACACUGACCUAGAGGAACUCCGGAAGCACAGCUGGUCGGGCAUACCAAGAGAAGUCCGGCCAAUCACAUGGAGACUUCUCUCUGGCUACCUGCCGGCCAACAAGGAGCGCAGAGAGCUGGUGCUAAAAAGGAAGCGAGACGAAUACUUUGGCUUCAUAGAGCAGUAUUACCACUCCAGGACAGACGAGCACUAUAAAGACACAUACAGACAGAUCCACAUCGAUAUUCCAAGAACCAACCCUCUAAUUCCCUUGUUCCAGCAGGCUGUAGUACAAGAGGUGUUUGAGCGUAUUCUCUUCAUCUGGGCCAUCCGUCACCCAGCCAGCGGUUACGUCCAGGGAAUCAAUGAUCUGGUCACACCCUUCUUUGUGGUCUUCCUCUCUGAGUUUGUCACAGAAGAUGUGGAGAACUUUGAGGUGGCAGCGCUGCCCCUGGACACCCGGAGAAACAUCGAAGCUGACAGCUUCUGGUGCAUGAGCAAGCUGCUGGAUGGAAUACAGGACAACUACACUUUUGCUCAGCCUGGAAUCCAGAAUAAAGUGAAAGCUUUAGAGGAGCUGGUCAGCAGGAUAGAUGAGGACAUUCACAAUCACUUUAAGAGGUAUGAGGUGGAGUAUCUGCAGUUUGCUUUCCGAUGGAUGAACAAUCUGUUGAUGAGGGAGCUGCCGCUUCGUUGCACUAUUCGUCUCUGGGACACCUACCAGGCUGAAGCGGAGGGUUUCUCCCACUUCCACCUGUACGUCUGUUCUGCUUUCCUCAUCGAGUGGCGCAAAGAAAUCCUCUCCAUGGUUGACUUUCAGGGCCUCCUCAUGCUACUGCAGAACCUUCCUACAAUCCACUGGGGUAACGAGGAAGUGGGUCUCCUCCUGGCUGAAGCUUAUAGACUGAAGUACAUGUUCGCAGACGCACCCAGCCACUACAAGAGAUAGUUCUCACUCUCUCACUCUCUCACUCUCUCACUCCAUUAUGAAAUCCAACCAGACUGUGACUGGAAGGACCCACAGUGUCUGAGCUACUCCAGAUGUCAAGUGUUGUCUUUGAGGUAACCUGGAAGAAACAGAAGAAAACUUUUCCUGUGAAAAUGAAGUCCAGUGAAUGUCACACUGGCUUUGGGUGUAUGGUGCACCCAGAGAGCUCAGAGAAUUCAAGACUAUUAGCAGUCGAUGCACUGCACUGUAUGGAUGGACUGUUACGGUAUGAAUAACUAUAGCUGUGCCACCUUGGUUUACUUAUACAGUUUUUGGUCAUGCAACAUUAAUUGUCUCUCAACUGAAAUGUACACUCAGAAGAACACGCUGUAAUAUAAAAGGGAUGAUGUGUGUGAAAAUCCUUUUAGUGAAAAGAUGGCAUCUACAGAUUAUAUUGUUGUGAUAAGUAAUAUGCCCCCCCCCCCCCCCCCCCCCCCCCCUUGCCAAAUUUGCACUGUACAAUCAACUUAUAAGUACUUAUUUUGGACUUCGAUUGGGUCAGUUUAAUUGAUUGCCAGAACUGGUAUUUUGGAUUUUAUUGGGUAUUAGACCUAAGAGUAGCAAAAAUUAUGUACAGUGUUUUAUUUCAGGUUGUGUUUUGGGUUAAAAGUGAAGAAACAUAGUAACACUGACACAAAAUGAGGUCUUCAACAACCGGUCGGCAUUUCUUUAUGCAUAACGAUGAGAGUAAAUGAUCGUAUAAUAAUCCAUGAAGUGUCUAAUUUGAUUUACCUGUGGUUACUGUAUAAAAAAAAACUGCAUAUGCAUACAAGUAGUUAAUGUUCGAUUUCCUCAGUUCAGGGUCAUUUUAAGUAAAUAUGGGGUUGAAGAUGUUUUUUAAAUGGAGGAAAUGCCUUGUAAUGAAGGACAUUUAUUCACACCAUCCUACUUGAGACAGUCCUGUGGACACAGUGCAGCUCACAAUGUAUGACGGUGCCUUUGUUAUGAGCCUUUGUAAUGUUCUCCUGUCUUUAAAGUGUAACAUGGAUACAUGCUUUGUUAUCAUUAAUGCUUGUAUUUUAUAUUUCUCUUAAGGUUCAGGUUAGGCUGCUCUUGUAUCUGUGACUAUUUGGAGGGUGGGGAGGGUGAAUAUGUCUGUUACUCAUCUACCUUCAUUACCAGUGAUAAGUAUAUCACAAUGUAUGUUUGGAAAAAUAUGACAAUCAUUAACCUUUGGUAAUUUGAUUUCCCUCCUAAAAGAAGUGUUUUUGUUUAAAGUCAGGACUUACUGUGCACUAGAUUCCCGUCUGUUAAUCUGGUGAAUGCAUAUUGGAAGAAAAAAAUUAAUAGAGAAACAUAAUUCAUGGUUAGCAUAAGUCCUAAUUCCUAUUCAGGACUUAUUCAGCCCUUCUGAAAUGAGGCAAUUCAACCAUAGCUUGAGGUCUAAGUUACUUUAUGACAUAACAUUCAGUGAUGUGCUUCUGAAGAUGGUUACCAUGGUAUUACAUUAGGUCUAUGAACUUGAAUCCUUUUUAUUUUUUGGAAAAAUCCCUUCACAUACUUAUUUAUGGUUUAUUCAUUGACAGUUUUUGCUUUUGUUGAUCAACCUUGUUUUACCCAUGUAAAACAUUUCAGAUGUUUUUUGUGAGCAUUGUUAUUGUUGAAUGUAUGCCUUUUAGCCUUAAAUUAGUUUGAAUUUUUUCAUUCAGGUGCAUCAACUGAUUGUUCACUUCAUGCUGUUUUUAUCUAACGGUUAUUGCGUCCUCAAAAUAUGAUGUUGAUAAUUAAAGGCUGACAAAAAAAAAAACUUGUUGAUUUGUU
Molecule: messenger RNA, 3686 nt
Organism: Etheostoma spectabile (orangethroat darter)
Lineage: Eukaryota; Metazoa; Chordata; Actinopteri; Perciformes; Percidae
Gene: tbc1d22b
Product: TBC1 domain family, member 22B
Exons: 14
Coding region: 336-1886 (516 amino acids)
Biological process (GO): activation of GTPase activity
Molecular function (GO): GTPase activator activity
Source: RefSeq, a predicted model, not a curated record